This is a messenger RNA of Hirundo rustica (Barn swallow), 1547 nucleotides long. It is a transcript of the gene FGFBP2, whose product is annotated as fibroblast growth factor binding protein 2. Gene Ontology annotation, biological process: cell-cell signaling. The record is from RefSeq and is a predicted model, not a curated record. Lineage: Eukaryota; Metazoa; Chordata; Aves; Passeriformes; Hirundinidae. Gene Ontology annotation, molecular function: growth factor binding. Bases 598 to 1188 code for a protein of 196 amino acids. The transcript is spliced from 2 exons.
GUGGAUCAAAGAAUGUGCAGUUGAUUCUUCCAUGCAUCCCCAUUGUAUUGGACAAAAAGUAGAGUUAAAGUUGCAUCCUUACUGUGAAAAUCCACAGAAAGCCCAUUCCACAAACAACUUUUCUGCCAGGACCCGUACACUAUCGGGACAUUUAUAAUCAUUCAGAUGCAGAGCUUGCUUUGGCACUUCUUUUUUUUCUUUGAUAUGGUCUUAAAAGCUCUAGCAAGAAGAUAGCUGUAAAGCAGCUGGAGAAUGGAAAAUAUCUGUUAAAAAUCAAAUAUGACAUGUUCAUCCUGAAGAGGAAUGUGCUUCUCAGUUAUACAACUAUCAUUCUGAUUAAUCUGCAUUUACAAGACUUGUCUUGUUACUUUCUGGGAGUUCACACUCGCGAGGUUAUUUGACACUCCCUCAGGCUAUAAAUUAUGGGCACUUGUUUACUGAAGUGUGAUUUAUUAUUUUUAUAAAAAUGCCCAACCCUUACAUCCCGUCUUUUGCUGGAAAGAGGCUUCUUUGUGCACCAAGACUUUAAAUUGUGUGCAGCCAUUUACUUAGUGCUUUCACUUCUUUGAAUCGUUGUCUCGGUUCACUCCUCUCACCAUGAAGAGUUUUGCUCUCCUUUUCCUGGUUGUGAUCUGUGGCAUGGGAGGAUUCGGACAGAAGCUGAAGCCAAAGAAAAGAAGCAAUGGUGAAGAAAUCAAAUUUCGGACUAAAACCAAAGAUGCUUGCACAAUUACCGUGAGUGGCGAUGACGAGGAGAUGAAACUUAGAAUUGAAUGCAAAAGCCAAGGCAUGUCCUACUGGUGUGAAUUUACUGGCAAGCCAUCAGUCUGCCGUGCUUUCAGAAACAAUCCAAAGAUUUACUGGAAUCAGAUUGCCGCGGAACUCAGAAAGAUCCCGCAUGCUUGCGAAUCCAUGGAAGUGUUGAAGACGAGCAUGUGCCAAAAGGCUCCCCCAGAGGCUCUCAUGAGGCAAAUAGCUGCUGGUGUGGAGCUGGAAGAUCUAACAAACCAGAAAAAAUCAGUCCAGGAAGCUUCCAUUCCAAUGAGAGAAGUGGAGCAAAGCUCUGACCCAACCCAACAUGGUCAAGGGUCUGAAAAUGAAACAGAAGCAAUGAAACUGGCACGGGAACAUUGCUGGGAAUCUCUGCAUGGUGUCUGCUCCUACAUCAUUGGCAUCUUUAGGGGUUAAGGAUUUGCUUCAGAGCAAUGAUAUUACAGCUGAAGAAGGGUCCUUGCUGCAUUGUAAUAAUUUAGACAUAAGAAUUUUGAUUAAAAAUGUGUAAUUUGUAUUAAUCUUUUAGCUGUUUCCUUUUUAAAGGAAAAAAAUGAGACUUUUUAACAGCUCUUUAAAAAUUCACAAAAUUGGAGUGACUCUGCUUAAAGUGUUAGUUGGAACUAACUGCCCCUAGGCUUGUUACACACUGAGGUCUACUGCAUUUAUGUAACCAAGGAUCUUCUUGACCUUGCAUAGGUUUUUGUGUGGACUGACUUGCUUCAGUUUGUUAGAGUUGAAAGCUGUUAGUGAUUAUACAGUUAGUACAAACAAUA